GAAUCGCAGCCUUACGCUGCUUUAACUAUUGAUUCCGCGCUUGGCAUUCAUGCUCGCUUCCUCCAUCGAUGUCGACAUUGUUCUUCCUCUAUUACAUCAUUUUUCUUUAAGAAAAUCAUCUCAAGCAUCGCCACUCGAGUUGUGGUGUCCUGACAAGGAGAACUAGGGCAUAGGCAGUCCCCGAAGUUCACGAUGGUAGGAGUCCGAUCCUCCCAGAGGUCGCCUGGGCAGAUCAAAAGCGAUCUUGAGAAAGAAUUCUUGUCACCACCUACAACCUUCAAUCCAGAGUGGCUCAACAAACUACAACAGAGAUGGGAUUAUCAGACACCAAAUUACACCGAGCUUUGCCAAUUGGCUCCAACACAAACAAGAACCAUCACUCGGUUUACGCGUGAGGGACUUGAAGGCAAAGUGACAGGCUAUAAAGAGGUCACUGUACCAGCUUCAAGUGCGACAGCAAAGAACUCCACUUCGCUUCUUCGAAGACCAGCCAAUCGAGCCGAUUUUGUGCGAGGAGCUGCCGGAUUCUUUCCAUUUGCACCAGGUGGUCUUGAUGGAGUUGAUGCCAUCCAAGCUUACGAGGACAAGAACCUAUUAGAGGAGCAGAACCGAACGAUCAAAAAGAAGCGUGGCCUUGAUCAGAUUAUCAGCUUUGGGGGCAAAAAUGGUCUCUUGGAGAUCCCACCAGGUUUAACUCGUGGUAUGAAAUUUGCAGACCAGAAAACAAAAGAGGCCCAAGAAGACGAUCAGGAUGUUGAAAAGACAUUGGAAGAGGACGAUAGUGACGUGUUCGGCACACAAGACCGACUUGCAAAUGGAGAAGCCACGCCACCACUCACGAAUGGCCCCUCAGAAACCGAGGAGGAUGACGAUGAGGAUGAUGAUCAGGACACCGACCUCAACGACUUGUUACCAGUCGAAUUUCCUUCUCUUGAACCACACAGUGAAUUGAUGGCAGCAUCAACGAAGAAAACAGGACGAGAAUGGGCUCAUGUGGUUGAUAUCAACAAGGAUAUCCCCAACUUCCACGAGCUUGUGCCUGAUAUGGCUCGGACAUGGCCUUUCGAGCUGGACACUUUUCAAAAAGAAGCUGUGUACCACCUCGAAAAUGGAGACUCAGUAUUCGUGGCUGCACACACUUCAGCUGGAAAGACGGUGGUUGCAGAGUAUGCUAUUGCAUUGGCCGCAAAACACAUGACAAAGGCCAUCUACACGUCUCCAAUAAAGGCACUUUCCAACCAAAAGUUUCGCGAUUUCAAGACAGUAUUUGAUGACGUGGGGAUAUUGACUGGCGAUGUCCAGAUCAAUCCUGAGGCUAGUUGUCUGAUUAUGACAACUGAAAUUCUUCGAAGCAUGCUGUACCGUGGAGCCGAUCUCAUCCGCGACGUCGAAUUUGUCAUAUUCGAUGAAGUACAUUAUGUCAACGACCUUGAACGUGGUGUUGUGUGGGAAGAAGUCAUCAUCAUGCUUCCGGAACAUGUCACUCUCAUUCUUCUAUCGGCUACUGUUCCUAAUACCUACGAGUUUGCUUCUUGGGUAGGUCGAACCAAAAAGAAGAAUAUCUAUGUCAUCUCAACCCCCAAGAGACCUGUUCCUCUUGAGCACUAUUUGUGGGCUGGCAAGGAGAUGCACAAGAUAGUCGACUCGGAAAAGAGAUUCCUGCAGAAAGGCUGGAAAGCAGCGAACGACAUCAUGUCUGGACUCGACAAGGUGAGAGAGCAAAAGGCCAUCGAAGCGCAAACUCCAUCCCGAGGUGCUCCUCAAAGAGGUGGCCGUGGUCAACAAGCACGUGGUGGACCUCAACGUGGCGGAUCAAAGCAGCGAGGAAGUCAGAAUCAAAGAGGUGGCUCACAACAGCGAGGACAAGUUGCAAGUCGUGGUCACGGAAAUAUUGCGCGCACAGGAAGAGGUGGUGGCAGAACGACUGCGGCACAAGACCGGAAUCUCUGGGUCCAUCUUGUACAACAUCUGAAAAAGGAGAAUCUUCUACCCGCCUGUAUCUUCGUGUUCUCCAAGAAGCGAUGCGAGGAGAAUGCCGACUCUCUCUCAAACCAAGACUUUUGUACAGCCACCGAAAAAAGUGCCAUUCACAUGAUCAUUGAAAAAUCGAUUGCGCGAUUAAAGCCGGAAGAUCGGGUUUUACCUCAGAUUAGACGAUUACGAGAAAUGCUUGGACGUGGCGUCGCGGUGCAUCACGGCGGCCUUUUACCGAUUGUCAAGGAGAUCGUCGAGAUAUUGUUUGCGAGGACGUUGGUGAAAGUCUUGUUCGCCACGGAGACAUUUGCAAUGGGCUUGAAUCUCCCCACGCGAACGGUGGUUUUCUCGGGUUACCGUAAGCAUGAUGGACGUGAUUUCCGUAACCUACUUCCGGGUGAAUACACUCAGAUGGCUGGUCGUGCCGGCCGCAGAGGCCUUGACACCGUCGGUACGGUCAUCAUCGUCUGUCCCGGCAAAUCCGAGGCACCUCCUGCAGGUGAACUGACUCAAAUGAUCACUGGGCCCGCGACGAAACUCCGCAGCCAAUUUCGACUGCAUUACAACAUGAUACUGAAUCUGAUGCGAGUUGAGGCUCUGAAGAUUGAAGAAAUGAUCAAACGCAGUUUCUCCGAGAAUGCGACUCAAGCCUUACUGCCACAACACGAGAAGCAGGUGGCUCUGUCUCAGGCAAACCUUGACAAGAUCAAACGUGAGCCUUGUGAUAUCUGUGAUAUUGACCUAGAAGCAUGUCAUGCAGCAGCCAUGAGGUUUGAACAACUAACGAAGGAACUACACAUCAAUCUAUUGUCGUCGCCGGUUGGCCGUCGGCUCUGGCAAGCCCGCAGAUUGAUCGUGUACAAAAAGGACGGUAUUCGAAAAGUGGGUGUUAUGCUCGACGAUGGCCCACGAGGUGGCCCUGUGCCUCACCUCAACGUUCUGGAAGUAUCCGAGAUCGAUGCCCAGCGAUCGACGAAGGAUUUAUUACCCUACCUCCCGCGGUUCCGCAGGAUGUAUGCCCCAUUGCCAGACAAGCCGGCCAAAGUGAAACAAAGCGUGACCCAAGUCUUGUUGGACGACGUGCAAUGCGUGACCCAGACGCUUGUAAAGGUUAGAGGACCCCCCUGGUACUUGAAAGUUAGGAAAGGUAAUGCUUACAUUUUGGAACACUCUUGUUCUUCUUACAGGUCGAUUUGAGGUCGUUACUAAGUUCACAACUAGUGCAAAAACAAUUUGCUGAAGAAGAUUUUGUUGAGGCAUAUUCGUCAUGGGAUACGAGCGUCUGGGACGAACAAGAGUGGAAUAAAGUGCACGAUUUGCAUAUUCGAGAAUUGCUUGCCGCGAGGAGCAAAGUGGCGGCCAUCGCGCAAGACGCCCAAUGUCUUGACUGUCCUCAUUUCUUGAAACAUUAUGGCAUGCAGCAUGACGAGUGGCUGAUCAAGGAGAACAUUGAAGCAUUAAAAAUGUUGAUGUCUGAUCAGAACCUGUCAUUGCUGCCGGAUUAUCAACAGCGAACUGAAGUCUUGAAAGAUUUGGGUUUCAUUGACGAAGAGUCUCGUGUCCAAUUGAAAGGCAAGGUUGCUUGUGAGAUUCAUUCCGCAGAUGAAUUGGUUCUGACCGAGUUGAUCUUGGAAAACGUAUUGGCACAAUUCGAACCGGAAGAGAUUGUCGCCCUUUUGUCGUGUUUUGUGUUUCAGGAAAAGACUGACAAUGAACCCCAACUCAGCGAGAACCUCAAACGGGGUAAAGAAGCGAUCAUCGAAAUUGCGGAAAAGGUCAACAAGUACCAAAUCUUACAUCAGGUCAUCUUGUCGUCGGACGACGCCAAUGAUUUCGAGUCCCGCCCCAGAUUCGGUCUGGUGGAGGUUGUGUACGAGUGGGCGAGAGGAAUGUCCUUCAAUCGUAUCACCGACCUCACGGAUGUCAUGGAGGGGACGAUUGUCAGGGUCGUCACGAGGUUGGACGAGACUUGCAGAGAAGUCAUGAGUGCCGCGAGACUCAUCGGUGAUCCUUCAUUGUAUCAAAAGAUGGACAAAGCCAGGGAGUUGAUUCGAAGAGACGUGGUUUUCACCGCAAGUCUUUACAUGUAGUAGAGACAGGGUAGAGACGGCGUUGGUUGCUUCGGACUUGUUUACUUUUACUUGGGACAGGGUUAGUUGAACAGUGUACUGUACCACAUUUCUCAGUACUAUUAUUAGACCAGGUUGAAAAAAGUUAGAGAGAAGAGACAAAAACAAGUUUAUGACAAG
Exophiala oligosperma is the source of this 4223-nucleotide messenger RNA. RefSeq lists its product as hypothetical. The record is from RefSeq and is a predicted model, not a curated record. Bases 193 to 3171 code for a protein of 992 amino acids. Gene Ontology annotation, molecular function: RNA helicase activity; ATP binding; RNA binding. Gene Ontology annotation, cellular component: Ski complex. Lineage: Eukaryota; Fungi; Ascomycota; Eurotiomycetes; Chaetothyriales; Herpotrichiellaceae. The transcript has 3 exons. Gene Ontology annotation, biological process: nuclear-transcribed mRNA catabolic process, 3'-5' exonucleolytic nonsense-mediated decay.